This is a messenger RNA of Camellia sinensis, 2439 nucleotides long. The record is from RefSeq and is a predicted model, not a curated record. Lineage: Eukaryota; Viridiplantae; Streptophyta; Magnoliopsida; Ericales; Theaceae.
AUGGUUGAUCUAUUGUGUAAGGAUGGUUUGAUCAAAGAUGCAUUGGAAUUGAUACAGUUCAUGCGAAUUGUGCCAAACUCUGUUAUUUGGGGUGCUUUAUUAAGUGGGUGUAAGCUUUACAUGAACUUGGAGAUUGCUCAAGUUGCUGUCAAUAAGUUGAUGGUUUUGGAGCCAAACAAUAAUGGGUGUUACACCCUUCUGGUUAACAUAGUAGUCAUGCCUCCUAGGAAGUAUAUUUCUGGAUGUGAAAAAAGGAAAAAGAAACAAAAAUUAGAAAAUUUUAUUCAAUCUCAAUCGGGAGCGCUUGAUAAAAUUUUUGGUAGCAAGAAACAAAUAGAAAGUUCAUGUUUGGUUAAUGAAGAUUUGGUAAUUAAAGAACUUAAUCAAUGUAAUGAGAAUGAUAAUGAAGAUUUGAGUGUUGAAGAGCCUAUUGAAUGUUUGAAUGAGAAUGACAAUGAAGAUUUGGUGAAUGAGAAAGCCACUAAAAGUGAAGAUUUUAAUGUUGAAUAUGGACCUUUAAAUAUUAAUGACCCAAGUAAUUGGGACAAGAUUGAUCAGAAUUUCAGAGAUUUAUUAGUUGAAAGAGGUCCUAUAAGAAGUAAUGCUGUCAAUUUUCGUAGAGAUGACAAGGAUAGACAUUUCUCCUCUACAUAUUACAUUCGAAAUUUAUCAAAUGAAGAGAAACAAGAUAGGAAAUGGCUAGUAUAUUUAGAUGCUACAAACAAAGUAUUUUGCUUUUGUUAUAAAUUAUUUAAGGAAGAUGGGAACAAGACUCAGUUGGCUACUAAUAGAUUUAAAGAUUGGAAGAAUCUAGGUUACAGGCUUAGAAGGCAUGAAACUAGCAAUGAGCACAUGACUUGUAUGAGCAAAUGGAUUGAAUUGGAAAAAAGAUUGCAAAAGAAUGAAACAAUUGAUGCAGGUGUUCAGGAACAAAUCAAUAGGGAGAGAGAACAUUGGAAAAAGGUGUUACCAAGGAUAAUUGCUAUUGUGAGAACUCUUGCUAAAAAUAAUUUAGCGUUUCGUGGAGACAAUGAGAAGAUUUAUCAAGAAAGAAAUGGAAACUUUUUGAGUUUAAUUGAAAUGAUUGCUCAAUUUGAUUCGGUAAUGCAAGACCACCUUCAUCGCAUUGAAAGGAAUGAAAUUCAUUUCCAUUAUCUUGGUCACAAAAUCCAAAAUGAAUUGAUACAGAUGUUAGCGGGUGAGAUCAAAAGUACAAUUGUGAAAAGAAUCAAAGAAGCCAAAUAUUUUUCAGUUAUUCUUGAUUGUACUCCAGAUGUUAGUCAUGAAGAACAAAUGUCUCUUGUAAUAAGAUGUGUGGAUGUUUUAACUAAUCAAGUAAAGGUGGAAGAGUUCUUUUUAGAAUUUUUAAAAGUGGAUGACACAUCGGGAUUGGGUCUUUUUAAUGUACUUAAUGAGGUAUUGUGCACACUCCAACUUGAUAUUGGUGAUAUAAGAGGGCAAGGAUAUGAUAAUGUUUUAAAAGAUCAUGUGGAAGGUCUCACAUUGAAGCCAUUGUCAUACAAAAGGUGGGAAAGUCGCGUUGAAAGUGUUAAAGCAAUAAGAUAUCAAGCUCCACAAAAAAGAGAUGCUUUAAAUCAUUUGGCAAAUCUUGGUGAACCCCACAACACAAAGAAAGUUGCUACUCUAAUGGAAAUUGAUCCAGUAUUUCGUGAAAAGCGUGUCAUUCGCAGAAAGAAGCAAUUUGAUGAGAAUGUCAGUGAAGAGGUGACACAGAUUGCUGAAGAAUCCUGUAGAGUUAAUUACUUUAUGUAUAUAAUUGCUCAAGCUCUUUCUUCACUUAAGAGUAGGUUUGAACAAUUUCAAGUAUAUGAGGAAAAUUUUGGACUUUUGUUUGAUUUGAAAAAGUUGAGUUCUACCAAAAAGGAAUGUUUGAACACUUAUUGUGUUAAUCUUGAAGAUUUUCUGAAACAUGAUGAACUUUCUGAUAUUGAUAGGAGAGAUCUGUUUUCAGAGUUGAAUGUCUUGAAAGAAGUUUUACCAGAAGAAAUCAAAAGGCCAAUUGAAGUAUUAAAUUAUUUGAAAACAAUGGAUGGUUGUUUCCCAAAUGCAUGGAUUAUGUAUAGAAUUUUGUUAACUAUACCUGUUAAAGUGGCCUCUGGAGAAAGAAAUUUUUCAAAGUUGAAGUUGAUCAAAUCUUACUUUCGAUCAACUAUGUCACAAGAAAGAUUGAAUGUGUUAGCAUUGCUAUCCAUUGAAAAGGAUAUGAUGGAUAAAUUUGAUUAUGCAAGCAUCAUUAGUGAUUUUGCAACUAAAAAUGUGAGAAGAGUAAUGUUCAUGUGAUAGUUGGUUCAAUUGUAAACUGGAUAUUGCUAAACUAUAAAGCAACAAAACCAGAUUUUUAGUUUUUUGAGUAUUUGUAAUGAUUGCUUCCUAUCUUAAUAUAUGAAAGUAAAUUUUUGUUUAUAAUUUUAAUGAUUA